UGACGAGCGAAUUAAUCGUAAGCAGCGCUGUACAUAUUAUCAAGAUGAUGAUUAUCACUGAUUUUCACAUUCGUAGAUCAUGAAUCUACCUAUGGGUAAAUGAAAAGCUAAAAAUGUCCACAAAACUUUUAUGCUGUCUGAUUGUUUCUCACCUUCUUAUAAGUGUGGCAAACGAGGAUGUGGAUAUUGCCAAAUUAUUCAUUCAAGAGAACAUCGUCCCCGAGCUAAUUCGUUAUCCACCGGCAAAAUUACUAAAAGUUGUAUAUCCGAAAGGAGAAGUAACACCGGGUAGUUAUUGGUGGUCAAAUGAAACAUCAGAAGCUCCAUCCGUACACUGGGAUGCGGAACCAAAUACCCACUACUGUUUAUACAUGGCGAGUGUAAACAGAUACGAUCCUGAUACUUUACUUUACCCUUAUACCAAACAUCCAGUCACUGUACCUGAACCACCAACAAACACUGGCGAAAUGUGGGUCGUAACUAAUAUCCCAGGAAACGAUUUAGCGAAAGGAAACACCAUCGUUUGGUAUUUAAUUCCCGGACCUCCUUUAGGCGAAAAUGCUAAAGAGAGAAUUGUAUUUUUAUUGUAUAAGCAACCGACGAGUAAUAUCACUGUAAAAGAAGUGGAAUGGAAGGAGGCUGGAUAUAAUGUUCCAGAUUUAGACAAUUUGACAAGAUUUGAAGAUGAGUAUAAUUUAGGUAAACCUCUGUUUGGAAAUUUCUUUUACAUCUGAAAAAUCAUAUUUUUCAAAAUGACUGUUUUAAAUGUUCGGUAAAAUAUAAAAACGUAAAAUCGAAACAUACUAAAAUUAAUUCAAGUUCGGAACCUGGAUCAGAAAGGCCAUUGGAAUAUUCAAGAAAAAACUCAGCUUGUUGUAAUGAAUAUAAAAUGUGUUAUAAUUUUUCAACAAUACUUAACAAAUGUUCACAAUAUUCCAAUUGUUAUUUUAAUAAAUCAAGACAAUUCUGUACCUAUCAAUGUUUAUUAAUUGAGAAUCAGAAUGACGAAUAGAAUACUUUUCUAGUUCAUAAAAUAAUUAAAUAAAACUGGGAGAUUGGAUCAAAAACCCCUGGAUACUUAUUCGAAACAUGCCUUAACUAAUUAAUUGUAUAAAUUAAAAUAAAAAUUAGAAAAAAAAAUUAUAGAACAAAUAUUGAAUUAAAAGUUAGACCUACUCAUACUCUGUAGAAUACUUUGAUGUUAAAAAAUGCACCUCUGAAAAAAUUAAUUGACCUAAAAGAAAGAUAUGCGAAUAAUCUCUUCAGGUAUUUGAGAAAACUUCACUGAUACUACUGGUCGAUUUUUUUCAUUCAUUUCAAGUUGAUCAAAAGAUAAGUUCAAAAAAAUGAUACGUUUCAUAGAUGAAAAUAGCAGCUAUGAAUAUUAAAACCAUCCAGAAUUUAGCUUUGCUGUUUGUUUUAAGUUGUUUCCAGGGAUGUUUACCUCAAGAUGACAAUUUUUUAGAAACGAAGCUCAGAGAAUUUAAAAUAGUUCCGGAUUUCUUUCCUUAUGCUCCGAAAAAAACUCUAAAAGUCAUCUUCCCUCAUGGAGAACUCACCCCAGGCGAUGAAUUAAAAUUCGAACAAUUCAACGACACGAUACCGAUAUUAAAAUGGGAACCUGAAAGUGAUAGGACUUUUUAUACUCUAUUCGUACAAGGUAUCGUUUAUUGGAGUUGGGGCGCCAGUUUAGAGACCGAAGCGUGGUUUAUUUACGAUAUACCAGGCAACAGGUAUGACCAAGGAACGGUAGUUUAUAAAUGGAACCAACCAGAAUAUGGAAAAAGAGUCCGACCCAAAAAUGGAACCAUCGAUCGUUAUACUUUUUGGCUUUUUAAACAACACACGUUCCUUAAUAUUGAAAGGAUGAAAGAUUAUCACCAGCU
Planococcus citri (citrus mealybug) is the source of this 1886-nucleotide messenger RNA. Its product is annotated as phosphatidylethanolamine-binding protein homolog F40A3.3-like. The transcript is spliced from 10 exons. Lineage: Eukaryota; Metazoa; Arthropoda; Insecta; Hemiptera; Pseudococcidae. Bases 114 to 734 code for a protein of 206 amino acids. The record is from RefSeq and is a predicted model, not a curated record.